This is a messenger RNA of Dibothriocephalus latus, 554 nucleotides long. The record is from the annotation of a GenBank genome assembly. Lineage: Eukaryota; Metazoa; Platyhelminthes; Cestoda; Diphyllobothriidea; Diphyllobothriidae.
UCAGCAUAGCGAACAAGAAGGACCUCUACAAUCAUCUACUAAAUCGCGAACGGUACAACAAAAUGAUUCGGCCUGUAACCAACGAUAGUCAAGCUACCGUCGUAUAUUUGGGUCUGCGGCUUGACCAAGUGGUUGAUGUCGAUGAACGGAAGGAAGUGAUCACCACAAAGGUCUGGGUCGAGCAGGAGUGGACUGAUAGCAAAUUUACCUGGAAUCCCGAUGACUAUGGAGGUGUUCGUAUGCUCCAUGUGCCCGCAGAGGAGAUUUGGAAGCCCGAUAUCGUACUUUACAACAAUGCUGAUGGGAAGUACGAGAUCACGACCCUGACCAAGGCCCAGGUCUUCUACGACGGCUUAGUGCGUUGGAUGCCGCCAGCGCUCUACCUCACAUCCUGCAGGAUCAAUGUGGAAUUCUUUCCGUAUGACGAACAGGAAUGUUCCAUGCGCUUUGGCUCAUGGACCUACGAUGGUAGCAAAGGUACUCUGUCUACUGCUUUUACGGAGCCAGUGGGUAUAUGGGAUACACGUCAAAACAAAUUAAAAAAAUUGAUUUAG